AUGACCACACAGGGCCAGAACCUGUCCCGCUCCUGCAGCCGACUCCGAGCCAGCAGAGCUGUGGUCCUGGUGGCAGAGCCCGUGGUGAUGCCGUUUUACUGGGACUUCACAAUGCUGCUCUUCAUGGUGGGCAACCUGAUCAUCAUUCCCGUGGGCAUCACCUUCUUCAAGGAGGAGACCACGGCGCCCUGGAUCGUGUUCAACGUGGUCUCUGACACCUUCUUCCUGAUGGACCUGGUGCUGAACUUCCGGACGGGGAUUGUCAUUGAGGACAACACGGAAAUCAUCCUGGACCCGGAGAGGAUCAAGAAGAAGUACCUCAAGACCUGGUUCGUGGUGGACUUUGUCUCCUCCAUCCCUGUGGACUACGUCUUCCUCAUUGUGGAGAAGGGCAUCGACUCGGAGGUGUACAAGACAGCCCGUGCCCUCCGCAUCGUCCGCUUCACCAAGAUCCUCAGCCUCCUGCGGCUCCUGCGCCUCUCCCGGCUCAUCCGCUACAUCCACCAGUGGGAGGAGAACGACUCCUGGAGCGAGCUGUACUCCUUUGCCCUCUUCAAGUCCAUGAGCCACAUGCUCUGCAUCGGCUACGGCAAGCAGGCGCCCGAGAGCAUGACGGACAUCUGGCUGACGAUGCUGAGCAUGAUCGUGGGGGCCACCUGCUACGCCAUGUUCAUCGGCCACGCCACCGCCCUCAUCCAGUCGCUGGACUCCUCCCGGCGCCAGUACCAGGAGAAGGAAAUUGUGAACUUCAACUGCCGCAAGCUGGUGGCCUCGAUGCCGCUGUUUGCCAACGCGGACCCCAACUUCGUCACGGCGAUGCUCACCAAGCUGAAGUUUGAAGUGUUUCAGCCGGGCGACUACAUCAUCCGCGAGGGCACCAUUGGCAAGAAGAUGUACUUCAUCCAGCACGGGGUGGUCAGCAUCCUCACCAAGGGCAACAAGGAGAUGAAACUCUCAGAUGGCUCCUACUUUGGAGAAAUCUGCCUGCUGACCCGCGGCCGGCGCACGGCCAGCGUCCGGGCAGACACCUACUGCCGCCUCUACUCGCUCUCAGUGGACAACUUCAACGAGGUGCUGGAGGAGUACCCCAUGAUGAGACGGGCCUUCGAGACGGUGGCCAUCGACCGCCUUGACCGCAUCGGGAAAAAGAACUCGAUUCUGCUCCACAAAGUGCAGCACGACCUCAACUCGGGCGUCUUCAACAACCAGGAGAACGAGAUCAUCCAGGAAAUCGUCAAGUACGACCGGGAGAUGGUGCAGCAGGCGGAGCUGCAGCAGCACACGGCCAUGUACAGUCCCGUCCAGCCCCAGGUCACCUCCGCCAUCGCCACCCUCCAGCAAGCCGGAGACGCAGGACAGAGCAGCCUCGCAGGCCAGUGCCUACCGCAGCCUCCACGGCAGCUGGCAGUCCAGAGGUAG
This is a messenger RNA of Egretta garzetta (little egret), 1419 nucleotides long. It is a transcript of the gene HCN2, whose product is annotated as hyperpolarization activated cyclic nucleotide gated potassium and sodium channel 2. The record is from RefSeq and is a predicted model, not a curated record. The transcript has 7 exons. Gene Ontology annotation, biological process: transmembrane transport; monoatomic ion transport. Gene Ontology annotation, cellular component: membrane. Gene Ontology annotation, molecular function: monoatomic ion channel activity. NCBI's taxonomy places the organism in Eukaryota, Metazoa, Chordata, Aves, Pelecaniformes, Ardeidae. The coding region runs from base 1 to 1419 and encodes 472 amino acids.